GUGAAAAAGCUCGAAAUUCGCAGGUUGACAAAGGCCCGUCGGUUUGACCAGCAGUGGGAUCAUCGCGAGACGAAAGGCAACACCGUUUCGACCUUACGCCACUCUUUUCUGGCGUCAAGUUUGCAUUUGGUUUCUCUGCCGGUCGAAUAUUUCCUGGCUCCCAUCAUGACUUGGUUACGCUGGGUGCCGUCCUCAAAAACUCAACUCGUUGAUGCAGAGCGAAGAGUUCUCGCAUUGCCAGAAAAACCAUGUGAAGUUCUGGAUGUUGAGAUCGGUAGCGUGGGUGAUGUUGAAAACUGCAAAAUUCACACCAUAAAGGUCAAGUCGAAUGAAGAAACUACAAAUUCACCCCUCGUCAUGAUACAUGGCUUCGGGUGUGGAGGCGGUAUCUUCGCGCCAAACUUGGACGUUCUCUCAGAGAAACGCGAUGUCUACACGAUCGAUAUGGUCGGCUUCGGAAUGAGCUCACGUGCAAAACUCAGCACAGAUGCCAUGGAAGCAGAGAAAGAAAUGGUCGAAUCGAUUGAAAUGUGGAGACAGAAAAUGAACCUUGACCGCAUGGUGCUCCUGGGACAUUCUCUCGGCGGCUUCGUAUCUUCAGCGUACGCGCUCCGACAUCCUUCGAGGAUCAGACAUCUGAUUCUGGAAGAUCCAUGGGGAUACGCCGAGUACGACCCAGACAGGAGGAGCAAGCUCCCGCUGUGGGCCCGGACUAUUCUCGGGAUGUUAUCACACUUGAACGCCUUUUCGAGUGUUCGCGCUGCAGGACCGUAUGGUUUCGGCAUGAUGAAAAAAUCAAUAAACCGUCGGCACCCGUACAUGUCUGACUAUUUCCCCGAGGCUCCCGAUACGAUGAUCGAAUAUCUGUAUCACUGCAACAUGAGGCGGCCCACAGGUGAAGAGUUCUUCCGCAAUAUAUGUGAGAGAUUCGGUUUCACCAAGUAUCCCCUCGUCAAUCGGAUGCAUGAGCUAUCCAAGGAGACGAAAAUGACCUUCAUCCACGGCUCCGAAACAUUCAUCCCGAGAACGCCAAGUUCGAAGGUUCAGAACCAACGGGGAGAGGAUAAUACGAAGAUAUACGUCAUCGAAGGAGCGGGCCACACCAUCCAUCUCGAGAAGCCUCUUGAAUUCAACAAGGUUGUUUUAGGAGCCCUCUCUGAGAUAGGGGAGAAUUGAAGAAGUGCGAUCUCGAUCGCGAAAUCAAGCGUAGUUCUUCAGGAACUGUAGCUCCGAUCUGUGAUGCCUCCGUGAUGGAACAGAAUUGUAGGUGAACUUCCGCCACGGGCGGAAUCCUGGAAUGGGUCUCUUGAGACCGAUUGUUCUUCUUUCGCACCGCUCGAUAUUGACGGCGCAUCGAGCGAUCUCCGGGACGGGGAGCAAUAUUUGAGCCCUGUUUGUAGACUUGACACUGCAGAAUAAAGGAACGAUCUUUCACAAUGUCAUGAUGAU
Galendromus occidentalis (western predatory mite) is the source of this 1449-nucleotide messenger RNA. Its product is annotated as protein ABHD4. Lineage: Eukaryota; Metazoa; Arthropoda; Arachnida; Mesostigmata; Phytoseiidae. Gene Ontology annotation, molecular function: lysophosphatidic acid acyltransferase activity; carboxylic ester hydrolase activity. The coding region runs from base 166 to 1176 and encodes 336 amino acids. Gene Ontology annotation, biological process: phosphatidic acid biosynthetic process; lipid homeostasis. Gene Ontology annotation, cellular component: lipid droplet; mitochondrion. The transcript is spliced from 8 exons. The record is from RefSeq and is a predicted model, not a curated record.